CUUGACGUAGCUCAUUGCUACUCAAAUUCAAAACUAAACCAUAGUGAUUUUGCAAUAAAAGGAAUUAUCUAAAGAGUGGACUUUAAAUUACAAACUAUAUAUACUUGGAUUUGGAUAAGUUCCGAUUUUUCAGGACAAUGAGGUCUGUUCCUGAUAUCUUUAGUUUGUAAAGAAAAAGUAUGAAAUUGACUGAAGAAAACUGUACACUGACUGUUCGGUCUAAAGAAGAAAUAUAUCAUCUGUCUCUGAAAAGAAAAUUCUGGAAAUGUAUUCAUCACAUGCCAUCAGAUUAGAGUCAUUGAAAAAUUGGCCAGGUCGCGUGUGGUUCGAUAUAUGUGAAGUUGCUAGUGCUGGACUUUAUUACCUGGACGACGAGAAUUCAAGGGACAGACUACGAUGUGCGUUUUGCGAAUUUAUAGUCGCUAACUGGAAAAGAGGCGAAAAUGUUUGGAAAGUGCAUGCUGCGUUUGUGCCAACUUGUCAGCACCUUUUGUUUUGUAAAGGAAUAGAUUUUGUAAAAACAGUCUUGCAGAACGAAGAGAACAACGCAGAGUUCCAGUUAGCACACAAUACAUCAGACAGAAGCAUGUAUGGACAUCUUCUGCGAUUCAAAGAGCUAACUUCUUGGUAUCAGCGGGUAUUUAUUAAGAAAUCAACAAUCAUCUUCAGAUAGUCCAGGUUCUAGGUACAUUACGAACAGGGGCGUUCCAUUUACAAUACCCAAACAUUUGGACAUGGUGCUUCAGGAAAGACGAUUAACUUCAUUUGAUGGAAUGGACCUUUUGUAUAAAGUGUUGCUUGAUCUAAGGGUAGUUGCAGAAGCAGGAUUUUUCUUUACAGGUAAAACAUUUUAGAUUGAAGGAACGAAAAUACAAGCUUUAAACAUACUUUGGAUAAAAUCUGUCUCUUCGGUAUAUUCAUAGCAGAAUUAUAUAUUUAAUUCAGUUUUGUAAGAAAACAUGUUUAUUUUCCGAUGCUCUUGUAUAAUCUGCAAUUGCUAAAUGACGAUUCUUAUUUCGUUUUUAUUUGUUUAUACAUGGAUUUACCAGUAAUGUCGUGAUUAUUGGUCACUAAAACCUUUAACGCUGUUGAUCAGUUUCUAUUUGCCUGUACUCAGUUGCGAGGAACAGGUAACGGUAACCUUUAUUAUGUCCUCUCCUCUCUCCCCACUCUCCCCCACACCUACACACAAUUUUGCCAGUUCGUUCUGCAUGCCACAAUGCGUUGACGUUAAAUUCAAUAGUAUUGACAAGAGGAGAAAUCAGUGAUCAUGCAUACAUACUUUUAAACAAAAUACAUGUCCGCUUUAUAUUAUAAUUACUUUGAGGUCUUUCACUUCAUGACAUUUACAAAAUAGAAAUAUUUAAUCAGAUAAUUUAAUUAAUUUUGAUAUCCAGUUUUAAAAAACGCACAUAGUGCGAAUUAAUAAAUAAAUUGCUUUUCUUAAAGAUACUCACUCACACUCUUUUGGUAAAGUGAAGUUAUCUUAACAUUUUUCAACAAACUUCAUUGUUUCUUAGACUAAUAGUGACAUUCACGGUGAACAUCUGCAAUGUGACAACGUUGCGGUAAAAGGGUAACUAUAUUUAUUUCGGGAUAUCACUUCGUUAUUAUACAUGUAUUUGACUUUCAUAUUGAGUAUGACUAAACUUAAGAUAUAUUGGCAAAAUUACUAAGUGUUGUGUUUGAAGAUUUGUGCCGUAUUCUCAACAAUGCGGCAUUAGAAUGAAUGCACUUUUGUUUUCUCGCACUCUUAAUUAACACUUGGUCUACGAUUACAAUUUCAAAUACAGUUAUGAAUACAAUUCAAUCACUCUAAAAGUUAAAAUAUUUCUAUCUUAAAUCAUGACGUUUUGAGCAGUAAACAAUUAAUGUUAAGGAAAAGAUGUAUUGUUUCGAUAGAAGCCUAUGUUAAAUGCAGAGAAUACAUUGUGUGUUUUUUUUACCAUCUGGUGUCAAACUUUUGCAGAUAACAGAAAAAGACAACUGGAAUCUAUGAUAGAAGGUAUUAAACUCUUAACUAAAUGAUGUAUUUAAACAAUUCACGCUUUUUUAGCAUGGCAAAAGAAAAUUCUGAAAUAGAAAUUAUAUAGCAAGUCGAUAUCAUAUAAAAAAGCCCACCCGCUUAGCUCAAUAGGUAAGAGCGUUGGUCUACGGAUCUCGGGGUCGCGAGUUCGAUCCUCGGGCGGGGUGUAUAAUCUCCGUGACUAUUUGAUAAACGACA
Molecule: messenger RNA, 2224 nt
Organism: Mercenaria mercenaria
Lineage: Eukaryota; Metazoa; Mollusca; Bivalvia; Venerida; Veneridae
Product: baculoviral IAP repeat-containing protein 7-like
Exons: 5
Coding region: 266-673 (135 amino acids)
Biological process (GO): regulation of cell cycle; positive regulation of protein ubiquitination; negative regulation of apoptotic process
Cellular component (GO): nucleus; cytoplasm; spindle microtubule
Molecular function (GO): cysteine-type endopeptidase inhibitor activity involved in apoptotic process; ubiquitin protein ligase activity
Source: RefSeq, a predicted model, not a curated record